CAUAGGUUGUGGCAUUGUGCAGUGUCUUGAGGGCACAAGAUGGCGUACUGGUACAGGUACAGUAGCAGACCUUGCACAAUCCCACAAAUUUGACUCCCCCGGCAUCACGACCCCUCGCUUGGUCGAAUCCUUCCCCUCUUCAUCCCACUUCGGACUCGCCGCCUCUAAGAAAACAGCCUUUGCAAGCCUUUGAUAAAUAAGAGCAAACGCCAACCUGCACACUCUCCCCUCUUCUCCAGAUUUUGGCAAUCAUCCGCAUCCGCAUCCAUACCGAUACCGCGUCCACCUCCGCAUCCGCAAUCAUGUCGUUCAACAACAGAAAGUUUAGUAUGAACCGAAGUUCGGGGGUUCCUCGAGAGUCCACUAGACUGAACAGACGAUUCAGCACCCACGAACCCUCAUCCAGCGGUCAGUAGCAGUGUCCAGUAUCCAGUCUUGGAAUUCCCUCAUCUGUGCCUUCCUCUGUCUGUCUAUUGUGGACGUUAGCUGUAUGCUAUGCUACGCUAUGCUGUACGAGUACUGGUCUGCCAAGCCGACUACUCGUACACAGCUAUGCUACGCUACGCUACGCUACGUUACCAGUACUUUGGACUUGGGUUGUCGAUGGCGGCUCAACGGUAACGACCUGCAGGGUCCACGCCAAGAGACCGUCGGUGGUGUUGCGAUAGCGAUAGCUAGUAUUAGUCCUAGCUCUCUCAACCUUUGCUGAUUACUUAUUCUACAGAAACCAACUCCAAGAUUCAUCGUCAAUUUCGAAAUGCCCACGAAGGCCACAAAUCCCACGCCGGUCUCGACCCCACUCGUGCCUCCACCGGUGUCAUCUGGUGUACCGAGAGAGCCUACGAACAUGGUUUCUUAGAUGAACCAGAGAAAUGGGCCAACUUGGGUCAAGGUGCUCCAGAAGCAGAGGAUGAUAUCGAGGGUAGUUUUGAGAGACCAACUUCGAUCGAUGUCACCAUGAAUGGAAGAGAAUACGGCCCGACCGCCGGUAUCAAGGGCCUUCGUGCUGCUGUGGCCAACCUAUACAAUGCUCACCACAGAGAGGGCAAGGAGUCACAAUACAGCUGGGAGAAUGUCUGUAUUGUUCCUGGUGGAAGAGCUGGUUUGAUCAGAAUUGCUGCUGUUUUGAACAAUGCCUAUUUGGGAUUCUUCAUUCCGGAUUACACGGCUUAUAACGAGAUGUUGUCGCUUUUCAAGAACGUUGGUCUACCCCGCCUCUUCUUAAUUCAUAACUAACAAGACAAGUUCGCCGCAAUUCCCUCUCCUCUCGCAGAAGAUGAUGGCUACCAUAUUCACCCCGACAAGAUCGCUGAGGAGAUUGCUCGUGGUACCUCCGUUAUCCUUACCUCGAAUCCUCGUAACCCGACUGGAAAGGUCGUUAAGAACCCUGAGUUGGCUGAGAUUCAAGAUAUUUGCCGUGACCGUGCUACAUUGGUUAUGGACGAGUUUUACGGUGGAUACAACUACACCAGUGACUGUGAUGGUACCUCCAUCAGUGCCGCUGACAAUGUUGAGGAUGUUGAUGAGGAUGAUGUUUUGAUCAUUGAUGGUCUCACCAAGCGCUUCAGACUUCCAGGAUGGAGAAUUGCGUGGAUUGUUGGUCCUAAGGUGAGAUAUAUUAUCGUUAAUAUAAGAGCCAAGCAACUGAUUGAACCCUAGGAAUUCAUCAAAGCUAUUGGCUCUUGCGGAUCAUACCUUGACGGAGGAGCCAACGUCCCCUUCCAGGAAGCCGCUAUCCCCAUGUUAGAGCCCACCAAGGUCCUCGCCGAAAUGAAAGCUCUCCAGAGACAUUUCCGCGACAAGCGAGACUACGUUAUCGAGCGUCUCCGCGGUAUGGGCUUCAACAUCAAGACCGUCCCAGACUCCACUUUCUACCUCUGGCUCGAUCUCGAGGGUCUUCCACCCGCCAUCUCCGACGGAUUGAACUUCUUCCAAGCUUGUCUUGAGGAGAGAGUCAUCGUUGUCCCGGGUAUCUUUUUCGAUUUGAACCCCAGCAAGAGACGUGAUCUAUUUGAUAGUCCUUGCCAUCAUUUUGUCCGCUUUAGUUAUGGUCCUAAGAUGGAGGUCUUGAAGAUGGGACUUGAUGGGAUUGAAAGGGUUGUGCAGAAGUUCAAGAGUGGCGCUGAACCUACGCAGUAAAUGGGGUUACUAGAGUAGAUAGAGAUGCAGAUACGCACGUAUAUACAGGUGCCGUUUGGUAAAAAUUGUUGAUAGAAAAUUGAGAAUACUAGAUUUUUUUGAUAUGACAAGAAAU
Messenger RNA from Hymenoscyphus albidus, 2254 nucleotides. The record is from the annotation of a GenBank genome assembly. Lineage: Eukaryota; Fungi; Ascomycota; Leotiomycetes; Helotiales; Helotiaceae.